Messenger RNA from Esox lucius (northern pike), 1249 nucleotides. It is a transcript of the gene c14h9orf78, whose product is annotated as chromosome 14 C9orf78 homolog. Gene Ontology annotation, biological process: mRNA splicing, via spliceosome. The record is from RefSeq and is a predicted model, not a curated record. Gene Ontology annotation, cellular component: spliceosomal complex. Bases 126 to 1013 code for a protein of 295 amino acids. The transcript is spliced from 9 exons. Lineage: Eukaryota; Metazoa; Chordata; Actinopteri; Esociformes; Esocidae.
AGCUGUCCCCCGUAUUAUUAUUGUUGUCUAAAGCGCAUCUGAUCCACGAAGUGUGUACACCACAGUUUUAAGUUGUGUAUACAAAACAGUUUUCUGUUGUACCAUACUUCCUAAAACUCUACAUAAUGCCUUCGGGUAAGAAUUUUAGAAGAAGAAGACAAAGCUCUUCUGACGAAGAGGAAGACGAGAUAACAGCUGAAGUUAGAUCGAAACUGGAUGAGGCCAAAGAACUCCAGAGUUUACGCAAACGACAGACUGGAGUUAGCGUUGCAGCACUUUUGGAAGGCGAGAAACUUCGCUUGGACGAAGGGACCGAUAAUGACCCUUUCAAACUGAAAACCGGGGGUGUUGUUGACAUGAAAAAAGUUAAAGACAGAGCCAGAGACAUGACUGAUGAUGAUACAGGGGACCUUAAUCUAGGAACCUCUUUCUCUGCUGAGACCAACAGACGCGAUGAGGACGCUGACAUGAUGAAGUACAUUGAGACAGAGCUGAAGAAGAAGAAGGGCUUGGUGGAAGCAGAAGAGCAGAAGGUGAAAGUGAAGAAUGCCGAGGACCUCCUGUAUGAGCUGCCAGAAAACAUCAGAGUCAACUCGGCCAAGAAGACAGAGGAGAUGUUGUCAAAUCAGAUGCUGAGUGGGAUUCCUGAGGUGGACCUGGGCAUUGAUGCAAAGAUAAAGAACAUAAUCUUCACGGAGGAAGCAAAGGCCAAACUACUGCAGGAUCAGAGAAACAAGAAAAAGGACAAUGGCACCUCUUUUGUCCCCACCAACAUCGCAGUGAACUACGUCCAGCACAAUCGCUUCUAUCGUGAGGACGUGAAUGCCCCACAAAGACACCAUAACAGACACAAACCGAAGGAGCCAGAGGUCAGGCCUCUCCGUGUGGGUGACACAGAGAAACCAGGACCAGAGGCUGUGGAACAACUCAGCCAUCGCAAAAGGCCAAACAACGAAAAGGCCACAGAUGAUUACCACUAUGAGAAGUUCAAGAAAAUGAACCGCAGAUACUAAAGGCAGAUUGGCCAUUGGACUAGAUUGGAGAAUCACCAUUGAACAAGCUUUUAGUCCGGAGAAGGAUUAAUCUGGGUGUUUAAAAUCAGCCCUAAAUGUUCUUCAGAAAGUUCCCUUAAUUUUCUUGUGACCACAUUUGUUAAAAUAGUCCCUGUUCAUUGUUUCGAGCUUGACUGAUGUAUAUAUUAUUCUGUUACCAUUUAUUAAAAAAAGCAUGUGAAGUGGUAUAAAUGUCA